GUGUUAGAAUGUCUCACGUUCUCAAACAUUUAUUCAGGACAGAGUUGUCCCUGACUCUCCUGGGUCUAAGUCAGGAAUUGCGUAAAUAAGGUUGCCUAACGUUUGGGAAUCAAAUCUGGAGGGCGUGUAGAAAAUGUUCCAUCAUCUACCCAGGUCAGGUGCACACAAGCUUAUGUUGGGUUUCCUGUUUACCUGCAUCACGAUGAUGUUGUACUGUUUUUCGACGCCAACAUUCCAAGCCAACACACCAAGAUUUCCAGUGCCAGCUCCAUGUGCAAAUAAAACCCCGCCAUCUCAAAAGAACAAGGGCUCGUUCUCUUCAAGUGAGGUGAAGCACUGUGUGCCAAAAGUGAACCUGAUGUUCUUAAAGACCCACAAAGCAGCAAGCAGCACUAUUCUAAAUAUUCUCCUGCGUUAUGGGGAGAAACAAAGGCUGAAGUUUGCUCUCCCCAAUGGUCGCAAUGAUUUCGCUUAUCCAGCUACAUUCACGCGCACGCACGUGAAGGAUUACAGGCCAGGCGCAUGCUUCAAUAUCAUCUGCAACCACAUGCGUUUCAAUGCUCCUGAAGUCGAAGCGCUUCUACCGGCCGAUGCGUUCUUCUUCACCAUCCUCAGAGACCCGGCUCUGGUCUUCGAGUCCUCGUUCCAUUACUUCAAAAGGGUUGUGCCCUUGAUAUGGAGGAUCCAUGGUGAGGAUAAACUGACAGAGUUUCUGAAUGAUCCCCAGCUCUACUUUAACUCAGAAGGCUUCAAUUCCUUUUAUCUGAAGAACCCUCAUUUUUUUGACCUUGGCUUUGACAACACAUUGGAGCCAGAGGAUCCGACAGUGGACAGUGCCAUUCAUGCAAUUGCGGAGCGCUUCCAGCUCGUCCUGAUUGCUGAACAUUUCGAGGAGUCACUCAUUCUGCUCAAGGAUGCACUCUGCUGGCAGAUGGAUGACUUGCUGUUCUUCAAUAUGAACACACGCAGGCCUAGUAGUGUGUCCCAGCUCACGCCCGAACUGAGGGUCAAGGCACGUGAGUGGAACAGCGUUGACUGGAAGCUCUACCGUUACUUCAACGCCACGCUCUGGGCCAAAGUGGACGCCUACGGGAGGGAGCGCAUGCAAAAGGAGGUGAAGAAGUUGCGCCAAAGGAACAGCGAGAUGGCAGCCAUCUGCAUUAGCGGUGGGAUGGCUGUGGAGGAUCAGGACAUAAGGGACCAAAGCAUGAGGCCCUGGCAGCCUGUUGGAGAGAGCUCUAUUUUGGGAUACAACAUGAAGAGCAACAUUGAGCCGCAAUACAGGGAGCUCUGCCGAAAGAUGCUAACGCCUGAAAUUCAGUACCUAACAGACCUGGGAGUAAAUCUGUGGAUAACCAGAUUAUGGGGCUGGUUUAAAGCUUUUUUAACAUUAUGAUUUAAGGAAAUAGUGUCAUACUAUAUCUGACCUCACAAUGUGUUUUAUUUUAUUGUUUUAAAUGCUAAAAUGCUAAAAUAUGGUUGAAACAUUUCAUGACUUACAGUGCCCUCCAUUAAUGUUGGCACCCUUGGUAAAUAUGAGCAAAGAAAGCUGUUAAAAUUGUCUUUAUUGUUUAACUUUUUGAUAUUUAACUUUUCUUCAAAAUAUUCACAAAAACACUCAUUGAGCUCUCAUGGAGAUCAAACAUAUUUUAUUUAACUUUGUUCAAUAUAGGUGUACAACAAUUAUUGGCACCCCAUGAAUUCAUAUGGGAAAAAUAUAUUUGAAGUAUAUUCACAUUGAUAUUUAUAUUUUAUUUUGUACACCUGGGUGACUAGGAACAGGAAAUUGUUCAACCAUGACUUCCUGUUUUCACAGGGGUAUAAAUAUGAGGUAACGCAUAGGUCAAAUUCCCUUAGUCAUUCAUAACAAUGGGUAAGUCCAAGAACCCCAUAGAAACCCUGUGGGGUGAACUGAAGAGGAGAGUCCACCAGCGUGGACCUCGAAAUGUGAAGGAUCUGGAGAGGUUCUGUCUGGAGGAACGCUCUCAGAUCCCUCACCAUGUAUUCUCCAACCUCAUCAGGCGUUAUAGGAGAAGACCCAGAGCUGUUAUCUUGGUGGGAGGGAGGUAGCACAAAGUAUUGACUAAAAAGAUGCCAAUAAUUGUUGCACACUUUUUUGAUAAACCUGUGUUUUGUUUGCUAUUAUUUGAUAUCCAUGAGAGUAGAGUAUUUUUUUUUAAAUUUUGCACAAAAGAUCAAAUUUUAUACAAUAAAACAAAUGUUCACAGCCUUCUCUGCUCAUAUUUACAAAGGGCACUGUAACUGGUACAAGAAAUGCCAGCCUUGCAGUAAAUUAGCACGUUUCAUAAUUAUUGUGUGUGUGUGUUUUAAAAGGUAAAAUAUUUUGAUAGAACCUAAUAUGAAAUUUCCUAUUGUCACUAUUGUUUUAGAGAUAAUCAAGAGAAGGCAAAAAGUAUCUGGUCCACACAAGGUCCAUAAGACUUUUCUUUCCCCAACUCUUUGACUGCUGCUGACGUUUCCACCUUCUCUGAUGAGAUCUCAUUUGCCAAGGUCUGUCAGUUUCCCCCCUUCCUGUCCCUACUCCUACACUGCACAGUCUGUUUCCCCCCACUUUCUCCCUAGCCCAGUUUUCUCGUCCUUCUACAGAAGCUUCUCUUCUCCAGCAAUCCUACCACCUGCCUGCUAGAUCUCAUCCUUUCCAUAUUUGGACCUGGCAAGACCAUCUCCCCUUCAUCAAUAACAUUGUAAACAUCUGGUCAUGUAUCGACUGCCUUCAAAACAGCGAGUGUUAAACAGGUUCUGAAAAAGCCGUAGCGUGUGCAGUUGUGCCCUGCAAUGGCUUGGCAUCCCAUCCAAGGUGUCCCUCACCCUGUGCCCCGAGUUCCCAGGGAUAGGCUCCAGGCUUCCCCAUGACCCUGUGUAGGAUAAGCAGUAUGGAAAAUGGACAGAUGGAAUGUGCUGUAU
Molecule: messenger RNA, 2925 nt
Organism: Ictalurus furcatus (blue catfish)
Lineage: Eukaryota; Metazoa; Chordata; Actinopteri; Siluriformes; Ictaluridae
Gene: gal3st1b
Product: galactose-3-O-sulfotransferase 1b
Exons: 3
Coding region: 134-1396 (420 amino acids)
Biological process (GO): galactosylceramide biosynthetic process; myelination
Cellular component (GO): membrane
Molecular function (GO): galactosylceramide sulfotransferase activity
Source: RefSeq, a predicted model, not a curated record